CCGGGUUAGAUGAGAAAACCCUAGCCGCAAUUCAUGGCUCCACACGCCUAUAUAAACUGGUCCAAGCUUCUCACGAAUUUGAAGCUCCGGGGUGAAGCAAACCCUAAUACGAAAACCAGGUAAGCGAAAAUGGCCGUGCCGCUUCUUUCGAAGAAGGUCGUAAAGAAGAGGGUCAAGAAGUUCAAGAGGCCUCAGAGUGAUCGCAAGAUCUCUGUUAAGGAAAACUGGCGCAGGCCGAAGGGUAUUGACUCACGUGUCAGGAGGAAGUUCAAAGGAUGCACGUUGAUGCCAAACAUUGGUUAUGGUUCAGACAAGAAGACUCGGCACUAUCUCCCAAACGGUUUCAAGAAAUUUGUUGUGAACAACAUCAAAGAGUUGGAACUACUCAUGAUGCACAACAGGACUUACUGUGCUGAGAUUGCUCACAACGUGUCCACACGGAAGAGAAAGGAAAUAGUUGAGAGAGCUGCCCAACUUGAUGUUGUUGUGACCAACAGAACAGCCAGACUACGCAGCCAGGAGGAUGAAUAGACUAUUUUGCAUCUUGUAUUGACGCUUUGAAACCUACCUGAAUUGUGGAUUUUCAUCAAUUUCGUUUCCGGCGAUUGUAGCAUGCAAAGUAUACGUUAUGAUAAUUAUUUGAAUUACUCUAUGGUCGACUUGAUGUCCAAAUUUUCUCAUGGAACACCGAAUUAUGUAUAACCGCAAGAUAGAACUCUGCAGAGAGUUGCCAAUUAAGGCAGCCGUUGAAGAAGAGGCUGCGAACUAAAUUUCUUUUAGUGCUGCGAAGAUGGCCUGAUUUGGCAACUGGUUGGCUUGACUUCCAAUCCGCAGCACCCUGACGGCCUCACCUAAGUUGCUGGGGAAAGUAUAAAUAUAUGACAGCGAGUUUCAAUACCCCGUGAUAAUAUACUUUUUAUGAUUAUGUUGUCUUUUUUGUAAUUAUAUAGUCAAUAAUGAUUAAUCAACUGAAGUUUGUCGGUGACCAAAA
Messenger RNA from Neltuma alba, 991 nucleotides. Its product is annotated as 60S ribosomal protein L32-1. Gene Ontology annotation, molecular function: structural constituent of ribosome. NCBI's taxonomy places the organism in Eukaryota, Viridiplantae, Streptophyta, Magnoliopsida, Fabales, Fabaceae. Gene Ontology annotation, biological process: translation. The transcript has 4 exons. Bases 130 to 531 code for a protein of 133 amino acids. The record is from RefSeq and is a predicted model, not a curated record. Gene Ontology annotation, cellular component: cytosolic large ribosomal subunit; ribosome.